Molecule: messenger RNA, 14181 nt
Organism: Rhopilema esculentum
Lineage: Eukaryota; Metazoa; Cnidaria; Scyphozoa; Rhizostomeae; Rhizostomatidae
Source: RefSeq, a predicted model, not a curated record
CGGGACUUUUUACGAUUGAAAAGCUCUCAAGCAAACGUUGCUGCUUUUCCAAAAUGGAGAACAUUUCACAGCUUUGUUUGUGUUGCUUUGAAAUGAUCGAUAGAAACCAAGUGCAAAGUAACUAAUUUCCAGUUGGAUAUUAUGUUUAUCAACUUAAUCGGAUGCCGGUAUACGAAAUGAGGAGUCAUUGCCACUGGACAUCAUUUGAAACGAACCAGACGCAAAGGCAAUUCAGGAGAUGACGGAAUCCGAGGAAUAUUCGCACAGAAAAGUAGAUUAGCUGAGAAAUAAGGCCUCAGAAUGAAUAACAAUUUUAUGGGGUAUUUUGGCCCCAGUCACAAUAGCAUGGGCAUGAGCCCCGAUUUCGGGAGAGGCCCUCCUGGGCAGCAAGGUGGAUUUGGUGGCCUGCCUCCAAAUAUGAAUCCACACGGGGGUCUGAAUAUGCCAGGUUUCCAACAUCACCAGAGGCUACUUCAUUACGAGAAUAAUCACAUAAUGGGUCCGCUGUCUCCAGGCAUGUCAAGCAUGCCCCCCGGCUCCGGUAUAGGGCCGCCGUCAGGGCGCUUGAUGGAUAUGAAUUUUGCUCGCUUGCAACACUAUAGAGCUACUCAACAGUCCCACCUUCAGCAUUCACCUGGCUCGCUAUCGCCAAUGCCCGGCAUGAGUUCUGGUCUCCCAAGCCAAAGUCCGUACGGUUUGCGAAUGCCAAAUCUCGCCCCAAAGCAGCAAAUGCUAGAGGCCAGACUUCAAUCAAGUCUUGGAAAUGGUAUCACAAGGUGGCCUCGUAUGCCAUCAGGCGCUGGGCUGACGAGACCGCAAAUGCCACAGCUGCUGAUGAACCAAGGCCCGAUGCCGAUGCUGCAAAACACUAAUGAGUUCCAGCUGGGUGGAUCACCAACCUUCUCAAGUGCUGAUAUGAUGCGAUAUAUGAAAGUAGAUGGCGACGAAAUUUAUUCUGCUCCAGGUAUGUCAAUGAAUUCUUUCGAUUUCCCACCACCAUCACAUCAGUUUCAAUCAAGUCAAAAUCCAUUUAGUAUGGAUUCGCAGAUGAGUCAGCCCCCUCCGCUCAAGCAGAGUGAUGGCAGCCAAAUGCCAGCUAUGUCUCCGAGUCCUUUGUCAUUUGGACAGCCACAGUCGUUGGGCUAUGGACCACCUGUAUCCAAGUCUUUUGUUGACAGUUAUUCGAAAUUCAUGAAUCAGGUCCCACCACAUUCCCCAAAACUGACUCAUUUUGGACCAAGUCCAAACAACGAUAUUUUUGAUCAGCCGUCAAACCCGCUCACGCCGCUGACUUCGCAGGAAAAAUCGCCAUUUUCGCCAUUUGGUGGAGGUGGAACAUUUAAUGAUAAUCUAAACUCGCCAGUUGGUAUGAGAAACAUGCCACAAUCAUUGCCAAUGCAAUCAUCAUCUCCUGUCAUCCAGACAAGCUCGCUGAAUCUGCGCUCCCCAACCAAAGUCAACCCAUUGCUAACUCAAAUUCAGCAGCUAAAACAGCAUAUCUCUCAGUUAGAGGAUAAUCCAAUGAGCCAAGGUUCUCCAGAUGUAUCAUUGCUUAAACAACAGCUAGAACAUACCUAUAUGCAGUAUAUUAGCCAGCAAAGAUCAAACGACUUUCCUCCAAUGAAGGACUCAAACAGAGUGCCCCAGCCGCAUGACUUUUACCUUGAUAAGCCGCCAAUGACACCACGACCCCAAACCGACUAUUCUAUCGAUAAACCCCCUCCCACUCCUCGACCUCAACCCACAAUAAAUGACUUCAGAAUGGAGAAAAUGCCGAAGGGGCCAGUUAGGGGAAUGCCUCCAAACGACUUCAUCUUGGAAAAAAGCUUAAGUCAGCCACAUCUACAACAAGAUUUUCUGUUGAAGAAAUCCCCACAGACACCAAUCGCACCUCCGCACCACGAUAUUUUUGACAAACCCCCGAUGACGCCAAGGCCGGUGUCACAGCACGAUUUUAUGAUGGAGAAAUCACAGCAACAAUUAUCUCAGAGCGAUUUUAUGAUAGACAAACCACCACCAAAUACACGACAAAAACCUCAGCAUGGAUUUGUGUUUGGAAAGCCACAGUUACCUAUGUCCCAGCACCAGCUACCCUUAUCGCAGACACAGUUACCCUUAUCACGUACUAAUAUGCAAUUAUCCCAGUCGCAACUUCAUCUCGCUCAGUCGAAUUAUUUCGAUAAGCCUCCGCACACGCCGAGACCUCAGCCUAUGCAGCAGGAAUCUAUGUUGGACAAACCUCCCCCGAUUUCGCAUCCAAAUGCAGGAGCAGAUUAUGUUUUAGAUAAAAUGCCACCGACUCCAGGAUCGUUACCAUCUAACCAAACACAGUCGAAUUUCAACAUGGUCAAGUCCCCAGUUAGGACGCAAGCACCAAUACAGCUAUCGAUGCAGCAACAGCCACAGAGGCCUUCUCAUAUCCCUUUACAGUCUCCACUGCGAUCUCCUCCGGCGUUCUUCUCACAAGCUUCACAGUCACCAUUAUCAACAAUUUCAACUCCAAUCCAUUCGGUGUCACAACAGCAAGAUAAUGAUAUCGAUCUUAAAGACGAUAUUGCAUUACUCGAUGAAUUAUUACAAACUAAACUGAAUGAGCCACCUGAAAAACAGGAGCCUUUAAAUCAAACUGCUUCCCGAACGAAUUCCAUGAGCAGGCCAACAAAUCCAAUGCCUGUGCUUGAUGGUAUGCCAUCAUCGGCAGCAUCACCAACCAUACCACCAACAAUGCCUGUUUUAGCACCAUCUGUCCCACCUCCUUCGUCUAUGUCAAAAUAUGAAAAUGCUUUGCAUGACCCGAGUCAAGGUAUGAUGCAAAACGUAAUGCCAUCGAUGCCAAUGCCUUUCCAUAUGCCAAUGUCUGCAGGGCCGAUGUCUGCAGGUCCGAUGUCUGCAGGGCCGAUGUCUGCAGGGCCGAUGUCAAUGGGUAUGCCAGACAAUUCCAUGAUGUUUCCUGGGAUGUUUGGUCUGAACUUCGGAAUGAUGCCAACAGGUAGGCCGCCUCAUCUCAAACAGCCAGGGAUAAAAGAGAGGUCUAAAGCGAAUAAGAACUCUGCUUCUAAAAGCUCUGGCCUGGCCUCUGCGCCUAAGAAGAAGAAAGUGCGCAGGAAAUCCUCAGAGUCAGACAACAUACCAGCAUCGCCAAAGACUCCAGUAACACCAGCGACCCCGAAUUCGACUUCAGGCACGACCGUCAUUAACCCGUCUUCAAACGUGUCCAGCGUCAAUUCAGGCGAGAGCAUUGCAGCCAUAAACCCAUUCACUCUUGAUGACAAUCUUGCUGAUAAUGCAGCUACGAGGCGAUCACUUCGCGAGCGCAAAAAGAAGAAUUACAAUGAUGAUUAUGAUUACAACAUAUCUGAUGACGAGGAAAAGAAGAAGGCUGAGAAUGGAGAGCCAAUGAGCGUUGACAUACCUGGGGGACAUAAACUGAUACCGUACAAGCCCAGCGAUGCUGUGGAGGGAGAGAUUGCCAUCAUCGAACGCAUACUCGCAGGCCGUAUAAGGUCAAACGCCAAGGAAGGUGAUCAACAGAAGAUAGCUUGGCCCUUGACAGUGGACGAAGAGGGUAACGAUAUUGAAGAUGAGGAAUUCUGCGUCAAGUACAAGGGAUACUCGUAUUUACAUUGCGAAUGGGGUACUGAGAAGGAGCUAUCGAAGAAAGACAAGCGUGCUCCUAUGAAGAUCAAAAGAUUCAAAACUAAACGAGAUCCAGUUGCAAUUCUUGCCGAGCUCGACGACGAACCAUUCAAUCCGGAUUUUGUUGAAGUUGACCGUGUCCUAGAUCAAUCAACAUGCAUGGAUCAAGUCACUGGAGAGCCUGUUACGCAUUAUCUCGUGAAAUGGAGGUCGCUACCGUAUGAAGACAGUACAUGGGAGCUUGAGGUAAACGUCGAUGAACCAAAGAUCAAACAAUACCUCGAGCUGAAGAAACCUCCUCCUCCAGAAUUUCAGCAGUAUGUUCCCAGGCCCCAGGCUUUCCAAUGGAAGAAAAUCGAGACAAGCCCAGUCUACAAAGAUGGCAACACCUUGCGUGAUUAUCAGCUGGAAGGACUUAACUGGCUCACAUUUUGCUGGUAUAAAAGGCAAAACUGCAUCCUUGCUGACGAAAUGGGUCUUGGUAAAACAGUACAGAGUAUUUCCUUUCUGUGUGAACUUAAGCGUUACGGUGUGCGUGGCCCAUAUCUUGUUAUUGCACCAUUGUCAACAAUUGUACAUUGGCAACGUGAGUUUGAAGCGUGGAGUGAUAUCAACACGAUUGUGUAUCAUGGAAGUUCGCCAAGUCGCUUGUUGAUCCAGCAAUAUGAAAUGUCAUACACCGAUGAAAAGGGUGAAAAGAUCCCAGGCAUCUACAAGUUCGAGGCAGUUGUAACCACUUAUGAGAUGAUUUUGAGUGACAAUGAUAUGCUGAGUAAAAUACCGUGGCGUUGCGCUGUAAUAGACGAAGCUCAUCGAUUAAAAAACCGCAACUGCAAGCUUUUAGAAGGCUUGAAUAAACUGCAAUUGGAACACAGGGUCUUGCUCACAGGCACGCCGUUGCAGAAUAAUGUCGAAGAGUUGUUCAGUUUGUUGAACUUCCUGGAGCCCACGAGAUUUCCAUCCCAAGCUGCUUUUCUAGUCGAAUUUGGAAAGCUGGAAACCGAAGCUCAAGUUGAUAGGCUGCAACAGAUUUUAAAACCAAUGAUGUUGCGAAGACUAAAAGACGAUGUUGAGAAGAAUGUUCCGCCAAAGGAGGAAACAAUCAUUGAGGUUGAGUUGACAACAAUUCAAAAGAAGUUCUAUCGUGCUAUUUUGGAAAAGAAUUUUGCAUUUUUGACUCGUGGCCUGUCAACAGCAAGUAACACGCCUAGUUUAAUGAACGCUAUGCUGGAGUCGAAAUGCUGUAAUCAUCCUUUUCUAAUAAACGGUGCUGAGGAGCGUAUAGUUUCAGAAUACACCAAUGGCGCUGAGGGCGUCGAGACUAUAACCAAACAUUUUAAAGCGAUGACAGAAUCAUCAGGCAAAAUGGUACUAAUCGAUAAACUACUGCCAAAGCUAAAAGCUGGUGGCCAUAAAGUUUUAAUGUUUUCACAAAUGAUUCGCGUAUUGGAUUUGAUAGAAGAUUAUUUGCUUUGCAAGAAGUACACAUACGAAAGAAUUGAUGGUCGUGUCCGUGGUACCGCACGGCAGGCUGCAAUUGACCGAUUUUGUCGUCCGGAAUCGGACCGAUUCGUUUUCUUGCUAUGCACAAGAGCAGGUGGCGUUGGCAUAAACUUGACUGCCGCCGAUACUGUGAUUAUUUUUGAUUCGGACUGGAACCCACAGAAUGAUCUACAGGCCCAGGCACGAUGCCAUAGAAUUGGGCAAAGUAAGCCCGUGAAGAUUUACAGACUUAUUUGCAGAAAUACUUAUGAAAGAGACAUGUUUGAUAAAGCAAGCCGGAAGCUUGCUCUUGAUAGAGCUGUUCUCCAGAACAUGAGUUACAGGGAGCAUUCCCCUGCUCCAGUGCUUCCAGGAAAUACUAUUCCAGGGGGUGCUAGUACUGCUAACGGUGCUAUUCCGGGUUCCGCUGCCAGUCCUGGAAACCCAGCGCAAGUGCAGCCACAACCAAUGAUGUCAAAGAAGGAGAUCGAAGAUCUGCUCAAGAGAGGUGCCUACGGAGCUAUAAUGGACGAGGAUGGUGAUGCCAGCACGAAAUUCUGUGAGGAGGAUAUUGAUCAGAUCUUAGAGCGAAGGACCCAGGUCAUACAAAUCGUUGGCGAAGGAAAAGGCUCUACAUUUGCCAAGGCGAGCUUCAUAUCAAACACCGCCAAAAUGGACAUUGAUGUUGAUGAUCCCGAGUUCUGGACCAAAUGGGCGCAAAAAGCUGCCAUCGAUGUUACGGAUAUUGACAAGGAGAAUUUGAUUAUUGACAAACCCCGGGAAAGAAAGCAGACAAAGAGAUUUGGAAACGAGGAUGGAUCUUUAGAGUUGUCUGACGCCGAGUCGGUCGAGGAUCAGGAGGAAGAAAAGCCUGUUAUCGAUGCAGUUCGCAGUGCUUGGUCACGUGUCGAAUGUUUCCGGGUUGAGAAGAAUAUGUUGAUUUAUGGAUGGGGUAGGUGGCGAGACUUUUUGCUGCAUGAUAACUUCAAGACUCAAAUCAGUGAAAGGGACCUUGAGGCGAUUGGAAGAACAAUACUAGUGUUCUGUUUGCAUCACUUCAAAGGAGAUGAGAAAGUAAAGAUCUUUAUCAGUAGUCUGAUAACAAAAUCAGUGACAAGAUCACGAAUUAUCGGGCAUGACAUUGCAAUGAAAGAGGUCGUGAAGGAUGAGCCUUACACCCCGGAUGCAUCUGAUCCAAGCAAACUGAAGAAGAUGCCCAAGUUGCCAAAGAAAGGAACACAAAACAGCAAGCCAGUCCUAGUCGAGGCUGGUCCGGAUUGGAAAACAGUUGAUACGGACACUCUUGUUAUUGAUCAAGGCUAUCGUAAACAUUUGGCCCAUCACUCAAAGAAAAUUCUCACCCGCGUGAAGCUGUUGUACUGUUUGAGACAUGAGAUUAUUGGUGGCGUGGCAGACAAGAUCGUUAUUGGCCUUCCAGCCUCAGACAUUCCACUGCAAGUGCCGCAUGUUGAUGGUGAAGCACCAACGUCUUGGUGGGAUGUCGAGGCAGACAAGUCUCUGCUCAUUGGUGUUUUCAAGCAUGGGUAUGACAAAUACAACGCGAUUCGGACGGAUCCUUGUCUCUGCUUUGUUAGCAAACUGAUGUUGUCCUCGUCAGAAGUUGAGAAACUGUCAGCUGUUUCGCCGGAUCAUGGUAUUCCAGAAAGACAUGAUGACGUAGGAAACUUGGCCUCUGGUAAACGGAAGCGCAAGAAACGAGCUCACGAAGAUGAUGAAUUCAAUUCAGACAUGGACGACGUUGAUCGCGAUGAUGAUGAGUCUUUGAGCAUGAUUGAGUCUCCAUUGUCAUCUGCGUCACCCAACGUACCAUCAGACACAGCUCAUUCGCAAAACCCAAGAUUGAAAUGGCCACAGGCCCCUGACUUAAACACUCGCUUGAGAAGGCUGAUCACAGGAUAUCUGAAAGGCUGCGAGAAGGAGCAAAUGAAGCUAGCGCAACAGGAAAAGGACAAAGAGCGCAGGGAAAGGCAGGCACAACAGAUUCGAGAAAAACAGCUGAAGAAGGCCGAGAUGGCACUGAGGUGGUCGAGGAGAGAGGUCACUGAUUUCUAUCGCGUUGUGACCACCUUUGGCGUCAUUUAUGACGAAGAAACGAAAACAUAUGAUUGGUCCAAGUUCAGGAAACUGGCAAAGCUGGAAAAGAAAGAUGAUGAACGAAUAACUGCUUAUUACGAAGAGUUUUCAGCUAUGUGCCGAAGAGUUUGUGAAAAAUCAACUCCAGAUGACCUGGAAACAAAGAGAGGUGAAAAUUUGGAGCCGAUUUCGGACGAGAGAGCUCAUCGUGUCCUUCACAGGGUCGACCUUUUACUGACCAUAAGGAAUAAAGUGUUGACACAUGAAAACUUCGAUGAACGAAUUUCUCUGUGUGAGCCAUCAAAUGACUUUCCAGUUUGGUGGAAGGCAGGUGUACAUGACAAAGAACUUUUGGUUGGUGUAGCAAAGCAUGGUCUUGGCAGAACAGAUUCGUAUUUGUUUUCGGACGAGACUCUCUGCUUCAAAGGAAUUCUUGACAGCUUGGCAUUGCAGUUGAAGAAACGCAAGCAGGAACAACUUGCCCAGCAAAGUCAAACCAAAAUAGAUGCUGGAUUGAAACCUGCAGACGAGAAAGAAACGUCACAGCCAUCUGUGAACAGUACUGUGCCUGGGAGCGAGACUACAAGCAUAAACGAGACACCGUCGUCAGGCGUCAUUGUGGAUAGACAGCCAAUAGCAACACAUGACCCGAACCCAGCAGUGCUUGAGGAGAAAGGCGAGGCUCAGGAUGAGUCCGUUUCGAAAGAAGUAGCUGAAAUCAUAGCAGCCUGGCCCAAGGACAAAGCUAUGCUCGGUAGAUUGGAGAAAAUAUGCCAGUGCGUUUUAAACAAUGCGUGGCCUAAGAAUGUUCGCGUCGAACCCAGCGGGAGAUCUCAUGCUCAAACUGGACAAACUCACCCAACACUGCCUGGCUCAUUUGAUCGUGCAGAUUUAAUGCGACAGCCAACAGUGAGUGUUGGGGGUGAGGAUGGACCGAGAGGGGAAAUGGCCAAAGGAAUACUCAGCCCUGAAAAGAACUUCAAAGUUACUAGUCUGGAUGGAUUGAAAAUAACGGUGAAGAAGAAACGAAGACGAAGAACCAAGGAACAAAUGGCGGCAGCAGCAGCUGCGAAGGCGCAACUUGCCCAGGUACCACCACCCGAGCAUCUGAAGUUCCCUGUCAGUGAUAUACAGGCUACUGGUGGCGCUGUGUUGCCAAAUGACAAGGUCAAGCGUAGACGCAAGCGAAAGGGUGACUCCUCAGACGCGAUGUCAAAGAACUUAAGCUCGCAAUCAUCUUCUGAUGAACCACCGCUCAAAGUAGUGCCUCACCCAGUCAAAUACACACCAGAAAACGAUUCUGCUCAUGCAGAUCUACAGAUGACACUUAACCCAUCAAUCAUUCUACACGUUCCUGCCAACAUGGAUCAAAAGGUGCAUCGUGUGCCGAAUUCAAUAGCCAAUGUUCCCGGCGACUACAGUGCUGCUGUCGCCUACAGUCACAAUCCUGAGAAGACUAAUGUAAUCCCACCCACGAUCAGUCACAGUAUAGAAAGUUUGGUGCACAGUAAUCCGCACCCAAGCAGUGGCUUCAGUCCGUCUCCUCGUAGCUCUGUUGUUGAACACCUUCCUAAUACCAGCCGGCAUAGUGCAAGUGAAACCCCCUCUUCAGCAACCAUUUCAGCAGCAUCUGAUACUAAAGCUUUUAGAAAGCCAGUCAUGGAAAACUCUGAUUUUUUGAUGAAUGCUCAGAAAGGCAUCAAGGCAUUGAAGCCAGUCGCCCCAUCAGAGUUUGUGGACACAAAAAGCAAAGAACAGCCUAAGAUAACCAGCCAACCAAACGUUAAUCGGCCUGUUGAUCAUGCAACAGUCAUAUCACCAAAUGUCAAUCCAUUUGAAAAGAAACAUCCUUCAAUUGGGGAAUCAAAUAUUUUUGAUAUGCUUCCACUUCAUAUGCAAUCAUCUUCCGGUAAGGAUUCAAUGAUAUAUGGGAACAUUAAUUCCACUUACGCUGCUAAGACUGGCAAGCAAAAACAAAGCAAAGAUGAACCAGGUACACCACCAGCAUUAUCAAAAUACUUUGAAGGACAUAAAGCCUCGGCUGCAAUGGCUGCCCUGGCUGCAAAACUGCACUCUCAGGCUACGUCGCAAGGUUCAAGACCAAAACAAGAGCACCAUUACCCAAACAUUGACUCAAUGUCAAAAUUCCCUGUUCCAAGUGAGGAGUUUCCACCCAGGACCACUUCUGCCAUUGGAAAUAUAAGAAGUCCUCCAUUGGAAAGUUCAAAACCAAACACAAUCAGUUAUAGAAGCAGUAGGCCUGAAGACGAGGCAAAAGAAUAUCCAAAACCGGACAAAUCAUCAAAUCCUAAAAGCAGUUUAAAUGACGGGCCUGAAACGAGGAAGAGCAGUCAGGAAGCUAUUUUCCAGGCCAGUGGAAAAGUGAGUCCAGUUGAUACGAACAACAGACAGAGACAAGGAAUAGCUGGGCAUCCUCAUAGCAUGGCAUCACUGCUCAGCUCGCAGCCUGUGAGCAAGUCACCAAUCCCAUCUGCUGCUAGCCCUUCUAUGCAGAUCCCAAACUUUCACAACACCACAGAACAGCGCAGUUAUGCACGUGAUUCGCAAAUUCCUUCGCAGGAUUCUGGAAACUCAACGAGUAAAGUUUUGAAUACAGGCAGGACUGCCAGUUUACGAAAGCAAUCAUCAGUGGAACCACCUUCAAAGAAACACGCCCAUUAUAUCCCAAAUACUAAUAUUUCUAGUCCAGUCCAAUUCCAGGAUAAUGUUAACACUUCCACUCAUAAUGUUUCAGCCCCACUGCCAAUGAGCUUUAGUUUACCAACAACAGCACCAGAGCAAGCUAAGCAAGCAGCAUCUGUACCAAGUGAUGUACCACGGUCCUCUCCUCUUGCUACAGGGGCUGCAGGACAGGUUGCAAUGAAAUUUACUCCAAUAUCCGCUCCUUCUCCGAUCCCAGGAAAUGUAAAAGUUAAGCCAAAAUCUGUAGUGUCGCAAAGUCAAGGAAAACCAACAGUGUCGGGAAGUAUCCCCAGUGGCAUGUCUAUAACUGACAAGGUUUCACAGCUCCGAAAUAAAGUAUCAAAGGGUACCAAGUCUUUUCAAGGUAAAUCUGUUAUAAAGAAGACAACACCAGGUACGGUGCAACAAGCCCCCAAGGAGGAGAGUGGCGCUUCAAAGAGAGCUACUUCGCUGCAGGCAGAUGUUAAUGCAUCAAAUGAUAGGACAAGCAAUAUUAUGCAUUCAAGUUCUGGCAGCAUCUUACUUCCACCCCUGUCAAAACCCCGUCACCACAUACCGAAAAUCUUUCUAAAUCUUCUCUGGAUGAUAUGUCAAGGAGUAAGAAGCCAAAUUCUAUGGCUGAGUUGCCUUAUACCGUCUUCUGUUCCACGAUCAGAAACAGCUGCGACCUCUCAAUCACGCCCACCCACUCAUUCGAAACCAAUUUCGCAACCCAAAACAGCAACAACAACAAUCACUAAGAUUGUUCCACUUACAACACAGGUCAAAAUGACAACAUCAGUGCCAACAGCAAGGUCGGUCAAUAUUUCUGAGAGCAGUUCUCUGUCUGUCAUCAAAACAUCGGUAAGCAUGCUGUCAUCUGCUGCGUCUGUAUCAUCAACUGUGCCAGUCAUAACACCAUUGUCUGGACUUAUUAAAGUCGUAGAUGCUGCCAACAAAAGAAGUAUUCUCACAUCUGCCAGCAAAGCCCGGCCGACCAGAGUGUCACACUCUGCCUCUCAGUUAUCUUCUCAAGCAGCUUCACAGUCUGCUUCAGUAAUCACAGUGGCCACUUCAUCGGCCUUGAAGCACACGGGCAGCUCAUCAUCAACGUUGUUCACUGGUGCCACCUCAUCAAGCAAUGCCAUUACACCUAAGCCGAUCAGUUUGCAAAUAGUGACUGCAACGUCAAGCAUUGUUGCAUGCUUAGCAGGUGCUACUCUGUCACAAGUUGCGAGCAUUGUCAAGCCAAAAUCGAGUAGAAGCUUCUUCUUCAAACAAAACUGCGAGUACCAACCAGAGUCCAACUGUAACGAGAAAAACAGUACCUGUGUCACAGCCUCCACAAUCUUACCAAAGACACCAAGUUCAAAAACAAGUGCCUCAACUGUACCAUUUUCGACUGCAAUCAAAGUCACGGUAACAUCCUCCACAGAUAGAAGUAAACACGAACCUUCUAUUUCGCUGCAUUCCGAUUCUUCCCUUUUAAAAACUGUUUCAGCUGCCAACUCAACUGCAACAGAAAAUCCCUCCUCAAAGGCAUCAAAUCAAAAGAUUGUACCAUCUACCAAAAACAGGACAUCAUCAGAACGACAGUCUCACAAACCACAAAAAGCCUCACCAGUUGCAACCAGCUCUUCCAGUGAAGAUACUCCAGAUGUAGGAAACAAUGCACCUGUAGCUUCUCGCACUCGGCCAUCAACAAGACGGAUCACUACUUUGUCUGCAUUAGGCUCAGGUCAUAUCAAAAAAGGAGUCAAAGGAACACCAGUUACUUCUCCAAAAGGAGCAACAUCAUCGAAAAGUCUGGCAACAUUGCCUACUGGAGUCAAGACAACUGUGAUGUCUACCCCAGCAACAAUAUCGGGUAUUGUUACGACAAAGUCAAGCUCGAAAUCUAGUCCCCAGUCCUCGCCCAUUGCAUCAGACAGCCAGAAAACCAGUGCAGGGAAACAUACAGCCAGUGGUGAGAAAGGAGUGGACAUCAGUACCAGCAAACCAGUUUUGGCGCCUUCCAGCGAUGAGGUGAAGGAUUCUGCCAGCCAAAGUGCAUCUGCAAAGGCUGACCAUGGAUAUGCGGCUGCUGCUGCUCUGGCUAAGUUUAACGAAAGCAUUGUUAUCCAGACAACAAGAACUGUAACGUCAGUAUCAGAUCGUCCCAAAACACAGAAAAGAAGUCUUGCAAGUAUCGUAAAGGAUCUUGCUUCAAAGUCUAGUGCCCAACACUCAGUCGCACAGACCUCAAAGCAAGAUCCUGGCAAGAAAGAGAAAGAAUCUGCAAAAGCUAAGGAUCCAGUUACUACCAAAGAUAGUGGAACUGCAAAGGAUAUUGAAAAUGUGAAGAAUGCUGUAACUAAAAAGGAAACUGUCAGUGUGAAAGAAGUUGUCGCUGCAAAGGAUGCUAUCACUGCGAAGAAUACUGUUAUUGCGAAGGAUCCAUUUCCUUGCAAGGAUGCUACACCUAAGAAGGAAAUUGUGAAAGUCCAACCUAUCUCACAAGGAAAGGAGGUUUCAAGCGAUAAAGAGGCUUCUAAAGGGCCUGUCAAAGAGCCUGCCAAAGAGCCUGUCAAAGAGCCUGCCAAAGAUCCUGCCAAAGAGCCUGCUAAAGAAAUUUGUGCAUCAGUCAAAGAGCCUGUCAAAACAAAAGAGUCUAAAUCCCCACAGAUAAAAGACAGUCAACAUGGCAAAGAGGCGACACCAAAAAAGGAGUUACCAUCAAUUCGUAAUGUUGAGCCUAAAAAAGAUAAUGUGCAAAAAGAAGAGUGUGUGAAGGGAAACAAAGAAUUGUUGGCCGUUAACGCCAAUGUUGGCGUUAAAGCCAGCGACAGUGUUAGCGAAAAAUCAAACGUUUUGCCUAAAACUACCAAAGAGUCAACGGAAACGCCCAGCGAUGCUGCUGUGACAAAUACAGGCGCAGGAGACUCGGCACGAGCCAACCUCAAGCAGAAUGAUACUGAUAAUAAACAGACUGUGAAGUGCUCCUCCGAGAGUGCUGCCACUUCGCAAAUAAAUCUCACGUGACCGUGAUUUUACUUUUCUAGAUGUAAUAACUAUGCCCUAAGCGAACUUUUAAAUGCUAUUUCUUAUCGGAUUAUUGUAUUGCUCUUUUGAUACGAAAUCAAGGAAAACAUCUAGAUAACCAGGAUACGCAAAGACCUUUGAAAUUAAUAUAUGAAUACAUAUUAUAUAUUAUAUUUCCUUUGUACUCUAGUCGAGUGAGGGGGUUGCUUCAGGGUCACUGGUUACAAGAAGGCAAUAUUUUACACCCGCAUUUACCCCCUGAUUGUACACAAAAUGAUAGAGCGGGGGUUGGCACGAAGUGCGUCAAUACAUAUGAUUUCCUGAAACAUCUAGUAUUGGUCGUUUGCCUAAUAUUGAUAAAAUCGAUGUUAUAAUAGGUCGGAGUUUUUUACCUAUCUCACAUGAAGUGCACGAAAAAUUUAGGCCAUGCUUCUCUAACUUUCUGUAGCUCAUUUCAGCCCCUUUUGCUCAGACUCAUCAUGUAUUUUUCAAAAAACAAACCAGUUUUUUAGCAUCAUUGCCAUUAUUUUCUAGGUUUUAAGAUACUUCAAGUCUUUUGAAAAUAGCUUGCAUGUUAAGUGGAGCUUGAAUUCCCUUUUCACAAUUCACGUUGAUGUCCGGAUCGCUUUGUAGGCUUUUUUAGCAGUACAGUUCGUCCAUUCGUCUCAGGUUAUGCUGAAAACCUUAUAUUGAAGACCAAUUGUAAUUCGAAAUGCCUGAUAUCCUAUGGCACUCUUAGCUAAAGUUGUUGUUUGCUACCUUCGAAAAAGAGUGACUACCCCGGAUCAUUAAAGAGAUAUGUAAUGUACGUAUUUAAUCCAACCAAAGCCCUCGACAUUUGGAUGCCAAAGAAAAGCUUCACCAGUGACCCUUGAUUAAGACUGCGCCUAAGGGAGAUGCGGGCAAGGGGCUUCUUCAUAUCAGCAAGUUUUAGUUGCAGUUUUUAAGAUCGCCAAGCCACGCACAGUUAAACAAUAUAUUCAAGCAAAUUAGCUGCAGUCGCUUCAAACUGAUGUAAAGUUGUGCGUGAUCAUUUAUAUUAAUAUUCUUAUCAAAGGCCUGAAUUUUGUCCAUAGACAAUAACGUAGCUAUGUGUUUUUAUUAUUUUUUGUAGUUGUAUGAAUACCAGUAUUAUUAAUAUUAUCAUUGCAUAUAGCAAGGUGAUCGAUCAAUUGGCUUGUAGAAGUAAAUGACGGCUAGAAAUGGCGAUGUCAACCUUGAUAUAAGAUUUUUAUUUGUCACGAAAAUGUCAUUCUAUUUAUCUUG